Molecule: messenger RNA, 285 nt
Organism: Galeopterus variegatus (Sunda flying lemur)
Lineage: Eukaryota; Metazoa; Chordata; Mammalia; Dermoptera; Cynocephalidae
Product: growth-regulated protein homolog beta-like
Exons: 3
Coding region: 1-285 (94 amino acids)
Biological process (GO): cellular response to lipopolysaccharide; inflammatory response; neutrophil chemotaxis
Cellular component (GO): extracellular region
Molecular function (GO): chemokine activity; CXCR chemokine receptor binding
Source: RefSeq, a predicted model, not a curated record
AUGGCCUGGAGCUCUAAGAAUUUCCCCAGACUAGGGCAUCUGGAGGCCCUGCAGGGCGUCCACCUCAAGAACAUCCAAAGUGUGAAGGUGACGUCCCCGGGACCCCACUGCGACCAGACCGAAGUCAUAGCCACUCUCAAGAAUGGGCAGGAAGCCUGUCUCAACCCCACAGCCCCCAUGGUUAAGAAAAUCAUCGACAAGAUGCUAAAAAAAGUCAGCGGUGAAGAGCAGGGAGUUUGCAGUGAUACUGCACUGAGUACAAAUGUGGGUUCCACCACCGAUUAG